AUGUGCCGAUUUGUGCUCGUGAGUGGAGCCUCCCAAACCACUCACAGUUGGUGGGGUGGGGGGGGGGUUGUUUGGGGGGUGGGUUGGGUUGGGUGUUUGAUGGGGGGUUGGGGGGUUGGGUGGUGUGGGGUGGGGGGGGGGUGGGGGUUGGGGGGGGGGUGGGGGUUGUGGUUGUGGUUGGGGGGUGGGGGGGGGUGUAGUUUGGGUUGGGUGGGGUGGUGGGUUUGGUGGUGUUGUUGUUGUUGGUUGUUGUUGGGUUGGUUUGGUUGGGUUGGUGGGUUGGGGUUGGGUGGUGUUUUGGUUGGUUUUUUGAGGUGGUUGGUGUGUGGUGAGGGUGUGUUGUUUGUUUUUGUGUGGUGA
Molecule: messenger RNA, 360 nt
Organism: Knipowitschia caucasica
Lineage: Eukaryota; Metazoa; Chordata; Actinopteri; Gobiiformes; Gobiidae
Source: the annotation of a GenBank genome assembly